Messenger RNA from Cajanus cajan (pigeon pea), 1043 nucleotides. RefSeq names its product N-terminal nucleophile aminohydrolases (Ntn hydrolases) superfamily protein (gene PBF1). NCBI's taxonomy places the organism in Eukaryota, Viridiplantae, Streptophyta, Magnoliopsida, Fabales, Fabaceae. The record is from RefSeq and is a predicted model, not a curated record. Gene Ontology annotation, cellular component: proteasome core complex; nucleus; cytoplasm.
GUUUCCAAAGCCAGAGAUCUGAAGUGUGUUAAAAGACUAGAAAGUAGAAACCAACCCAAACCCAAAACCUUCUUCUUUUUCUUCUUCUUCUUCACGCCCUAAUUCAUUUCCUUCUCUCUUUCACCAUGACCAAGCAACACGCCAAUUGGUCUCCAUACGACAACAAUGGAGGAUCAUGUGUUGCAAUUGCCGGAGCAGAUUACUGUGUUAUCGCCGCCGAUACCAGGAUGUCCACCGGUUACAACAUCCUCACUCGCGAUUACUCCAAAAUCUCCCAACUGGCUGACAAGAGUGUGAUGGCUUCUUCUGGAUUUCAAGCUGAUGUCAAAGCUUUGCAGAAGGUUUUGUCUGCCAGGCAUUUGAUUUAUCAGCAUCAACACAACAAGCAAAUGAGCUGCCCUGCGAUGGCUCAGUUGCUUUCAAACACUCUUUAUUACAAACGCUUCUUUCCUUAUUAUGCUUUCAAUGUUUUAGGUGGCCUCGACAAUGAAGGAAAGGGAUGUGUCUUCACGUAUGAUGCUGUUGGUUCAUAUGAGAGGGUUGGAUAUAGUUCUCAGGGUUCUGGAUCCACACUUAUUAUGCCAUUUCUUGAUAACCAGCUGAAGUCUCCCAGUCCACUCCUGUUACCUGCCAAGGAUGCUGUUACUCCACUGUCUGAAACAGAAGCAGUUGAUUUGGUCAAAACUGUUUUUGCAUCUGCAACUGAGAGAGAUAUAUACACCGGAGAUAAGCUUGAAAUUGUCAUCCUAAAUGCCAGUGGUAUCCGUCGUGAAUACAUGGACCUAAGGAGAGACUGAUGCUCUACACAGAAAUUUGUUGUUGGAGAUAAACGGAGUUGGCUUGAGGAUGUUUGAAAUGCUUCUAAAAUUUAAAUGACAAUGGAGGGUUUUCCCAUGUGGCGAAAUUGAGAAUAGCAUUUCCUGUGAAAUUGCUUUGAACAAAUAUUUUAGUCUGUUCACAUUAUAAUUAGACUGUGCUUUCACUUAUAUUUGCAUUGGAUAUUUGUCCGAGUCUAUUUCAUAGCUUUAGCGUGCAUUUUCUAA